GGCCCUGGGCAGGGAGGGCCGGACGAGGCGCUGACGGGCGGGGGUUCGCCGGAGAGUGCCCCGGCGUGUUCGCUUAGUUCAGUGAAUCAGAACAAUGACUGCGCCGCCGGGUCCCCGGGAGCGCGUUGGAGGACUGUGAGCAGCCGCUGCCGGGAGAGCGGCGGGCGGCGCAGCCUGUGCGGCGCGGUGUCAACGCCGGCUUCGGGAGCCUCCAGCGCAGAACCUGCCCAGCGUCCACAGCCCGCUCGGAGCCGCGGGGCUCCGGCGCUGCAGCCGCUCCUCAGGAGCUGUGCAUUGUUGUGAUCGGGAGAAGGGGCGCGGGGAUUACAAAGCCUGAAGACCCCGGAGCCCCCGGUAGCCAUGUGGAUACCUACGGAGCACGAGAAAUACGGCGUGGGCAGAGAGACAGAGAGAAAGGUGUUCCUUCCAUUGGUUCACCACCCAAAUGGCCGCUAUGGCCGGUGGGCUGUGCGCAUCUGAAGCCAGGAGCCGGGUGCUUCCUCCUGGUCUCCCAUGCGGGUGCCGGGCCCAAGCAGUUGGGCCAUCCUCCACUGCCUUCCUGGGCCACAGCAGAGAGCUGGACUGGAAGAGGAGCAACCAGGACAGAACCCAGUACCCCGACCGGGACUGGAACCCGGUGUGUUGGCGCCACAGGCGGAGGAUUAACCUAGUGAGCCACGGCACCCGCCAGCUCCAUAUAUUUUCUAAAGUCCUGCAAAGCCUUUUGCUAGAAAUGCAUUCAUGUUAUUGCCAGUUUUCGAGGAACCAUACCAUAUGGCCUGUCAUUGGAAAUUGGAGACACAGUUCAGAUCCUGGAGAAGUGUGAUGGCUGGUACAGAGGAUUUGCCUUAAAAAACCCAAAUAUCAAGGGUAUAUUUCCUUCCAGCUAUGUUCAUUUGAAAAAUGCCUGUGUAAAAAACAAAGGACAAUUUGAAAUGGUUAUUCCCACUGAAGACUCCGUUAUCACAGAAAUGACAUCAACAUUAAGAGACUGGGGAACCAUGUGGAAACAGCUCUAUGUGAGAAAUGAAGGUGAUCUCUUCCACCGGCUGUGGCACAUCAUGAAUGAAAUCCUGGAUCUCCGGCGGCAGGUGCUGGUGGGCCAUCUCACCCAUGACCGGAUGAAGGAUGUGAAGCGCCACAUCACUGCCCGCCUGGACUGGGGCAAUGAACAACUGGGACUGGACCUGGUGCCUAGGAAAGAGUAUGCAAUGGUGGAUCCCGAAGACAUCAGCAUCACUGAGCUCUACCGAUUGAUGGAGCAUCGGCAUCGGAAGAAGGACACUCCCGUGCAGGCCAGCAGUCACCACCUGUUUGUUCAGAUGAAGAGCCUCAUGUGUUCCAACCUGGGAGAGGAGCUAGAGGUCAUCUUCUCUCUCUUUGACAGUAAAGAGAAUCGACCAAUCAGUGAGAGGUUUUUCUUGAGGCUGAAUAGGAAUGGGCUUCCAAAAGCCCCAGAUAAACCAGAACGACAUUGCUCUCUCUUUGUGGAUUUGGGUAGCAGUGAGCUAAGAAAGGACAUUUUUAUCACAGUGCACAUUAUCAGGAUUGGUCGAAUGGGAGCAGGGGAAAAAAAGAAUGCCUGCAGUGUGCAGUACCGGCGACCUUUUGGCUGUGCAGUUCUUAGCAUUGCUGACCUGCUGACAGGAGAAACAAAGGAUGACCUCAUCUUGAAAGUGUACAUGUGUAACACGGAGAGCGAGUGGUACCAAAUCCAUGAGAACAUCAUCAAAAAGUUGAAUGCACGUUAUAAUUUGACUGGCUCCAAUGCAGGUUUGGCAGUUUCCCUACAGCUAUUGCAUGGAGACAUAGAACAAAUCAGAAGAGAAUACUCAUCCGUAUUUUCUCAUGGAGUGUCCAUAACAAGGAAGUUGGGUUUUUCUAAUAUUAUUAUGCCUGGUGAAAUGAGGAACGACUUGUAUAUCACCAUAGAGAGGGGAGAAUUUGAGAAAGGAGGGAAGAGUGUGGCCAGAAAUGUGGAAGUUACCAUGUUCAUUAUAGACAGUAGUGGCCAGAAUUUAAAGGAUUUUAUCUCCUUUGGCUCUGGAGAGCCUCCAGCCAGCGAGUACCACUCAUUUGUGCUUUAUCAUAACAACAGUCCCAGGUGGGCUGAACUGCUGAAACUUCCCAUUCCUGUGGAUAAAUUCAGGGGCGCACACAUCCGCUUUGAGUUUCGGCAUUGUUCUACCAAGGAGAAAGGAGAAAAGAAGUUGUUUGGUUUCUCUUUUGUCCCCCUGAUGCAGGAAGAUGGCAGGACUCUUCCAGACGGCACCCAUGAGCUCAUUGUGCACAAGUGUGAAGAAAAUACAAACCUUCAGGAUACUACCCGCUACCUCAAACUUCCCUUUUCCAAGGGCAUUUUCCUCGGGAAUAAUAAUCAAGCCAUGAAGGCUACAAAGGAAUCUUUUUGGAUAACAUCUCUUCUCUGUUCCACAAAGCUCACACAAAAUGGUGAUAUGCUUGAUCUUUUGAAAUGGAGAACCCACCCAGACAAGAUCACAGGCUGUCUCUCGAAGUUAAAAGAAAUCGAUGGCUCAGAGAUAGUGAAGUUUCUUCAGGAUACACUGGAUACUUUAUUUGGAAUUUUAGAUGAAAAUUCCCAAAAAUAUGGGUCUAAAGUAUUUGAUUCUUUGGUUCACAUAAUAAACUUGCUGCAAGAUAGCAAAUUUCAUCACUUUAAACCUGUAAUGGACACUUACAUUGAGAGUCAUUUUGCUGGGGCCCUUGCAUACAGAGAUCUCAUCAAAGUGCUCAAGUGGUAUGUGGACAGGAUCACAGAAGCAGAGCGCCAGGAGCACAUCCAGGAGGUGCUGAAGGCACAAGAGUACAUUUUUAAAUACAUAGUGCAGUCUCGAAGGCUCUUCUCCCUGGCCACUGGUGGGCAGAAUGAAGAGGAGUUCCGCUGCUGCAUUCAGGAGCUCCUCAUGUCCGUCCGCUUCUUCCUUUCACAAGAGAGCAAAGGGUCUGGAGCGUUGUCUCAGUCCCAGGCUGUGUUCCUGAGCUCCUUCCCAGCUGUGUACUCAGAACUGUUGAAGCUGUUUGAUGUCCGGGAAGUGGCCAACUUGGUUCAGGAUACUCUGGGCAGUCUGCCGACCAUCAUGCACGUAGACGAUUCCUUGCAAGCCAUUAAACUGCAGUGUAUUGGAAAAACAGUGGAAAGCCAGCUUUACACCAACCCAGACUCCCGGUACAUUCUCCUGCCUGUCGUGUUGCAUCACCUCCACAUCCACUUGCAAGAGCAGAAGGACUUGAUCAUGUGCGCGCGUAUCCUUAGCAACGUAUUUUGUCUCAUCAAGAAAAAUAGCUCAGAAAAAUCGGUGUUGGAGGAGAUAGACGUGAUCGUGGCCAGCCUGCUGGACAUCCUGCUGAGAACCAUCCUGGAGAUCACCAGUCGGCCCCAGCCCUCGGGCUCCAGCAUGCGGCUCCAGUUCCAGGAUGUCACUGGGGAAUUUGUUGCUUGUCUCCUGUCCCUUUUACGGCAAAUGACAGAUAGACAUUAUCAACAGCUCCUUGACAGUUUCAAUACAAAGGAGGAAUUAAGGGACUUCCUGCUGCAGAUAUUCACAGUGUUCCGAAUACUGAUUCGCCCGGAGAUGUUCCCGAAGGACUGGACCGUUAUGCGCUUGGUUGCUAACAACGUUAUUAUUACAACAGUACUGUACCUCUCUGAUGCACUUCGUAAGAAUUUCUUAAAUGAAAACUUUGAUUAUAAGAUCUGGGAUUCCUACUUUUAUCUCGCCGUCAUUUUUAUAAACCAGUUAUGUCUACAACUGGAGAUGUUCACACCUUCCAAAAAGAAAAAGGUGCUAGAAAAGUAUGGUGACAUGCGGGUCACAAUGGGUUGUGAAAUUUUCAGCAUGUGGCAAAACCUAGGAGAGCACAAGCUUCAUUUUAUCCCUGCCCUGAUUGGCCCCUUCCUGGAAGUGACCUUGAUACCCCAGCCAGAUCUCCGGAACGUCAUGAUUCCUAUUUUUCAUGACAUGAUGGACUGGGAGCAGAGGCGGAGUGGCAGCUUUAAACAGGUGGAAGCCAAGCUGAUUGACAAGCUGGAUAGCCUGAUGUCAGAAGGCAAAGGUGAUGAAACUUACCGGGAGCUCUUCAACAGUAUAAUUCCACUAUUUGGUCCCUAUCCUAGUCUACUAAAGAAAAUUGAGCGGGAAACAUGGAGGGAAAGUGGUGUUUCAUUAAUUGCCACUGUUACCCGUCUAAUGGAGAGGUUGUUGGAUUACAGGGACUGCAUGAAAAUGGGAGAGGUAGAUGGCAAAAAGAUUGGCUGCACAGUUAGCCUUCUGAACUUCUAUAAGACUGAACUGAACAAGGAGGAGAUGUAUAUACGCUACAUCCACAAACUCUACGACCUGCAUCUCAAAGCCCAGAACUUUACAGAGGCAGCAUAUACUCUCCUGUUGUAUGAUGAGCUACUGGAGUGGUCUGAUCGGCCCCUCAGAGAGUUCCUAACCUACCCCAUGCAAACGGAAUGGCAACGCAAGGAGCACCUGCACCUCACCAUCAUCCAGAACUUCGACAGAGGCAAAUGUUGGGAGAAUGGCAUUAUCUUGUGCCGGAAGAUUGCAGAGCAGUAUGAGAAUUAUUAUGACUACAGGAACCUGAGCAAGAUGAGGAUGAUGGAGGCCUCUUUGUAUGAUAAAAUUAUGGACCAGCAGCGCCUGGAACCGGAGUUCUUCAGAGUCGGAUUUUAUGGGAAAAAAUUUCCUUUUUUCUUGAGAAAUAAGGAGUUUGUGUGUCGAGGGCAUGACUAUGAGAGGCUGGAGGCCUUCCAACAGAGAAUGCUGAACGAGUUCCCCCAUGCCAUCGCCAUGCAGCACGCCAACCAGCCCGACGAGACCAUCUUCCAGGCAGAAGCGCAGUACCUGCAGAUCUAUGCUGUCACUCCCAUGCCAGAGAGCCAGGAGGUGCUGCAGAGAGAGGGUGUGCCGGACAACAUCAAAAGUUUCUACAAAGUCAAUCACAUCUGGAAAUUCCGCUAUGACCGACCGUUUCACAAAGGCACGAAGGACAAAGAGAACGAAUUCAAGAGUCUCUGGGUGGAGAGAACAUCGUUGUACCUGGUGCAGAGUUUGCCCGGCAUUUCCCGCUGGUUUGAAGUGGAGAAGCGUGAAGUGGUAGAAAUGAGUCCUCUGGAAAAUGCAAUUGAAGUGUUGGAAAAUAAGAAUCAGCAGCUGAAGACUCUGAUUGGUCAAUGUCAAACACGACAGAUGCAGAAUAUCAACCCCCUGACCAUGUGCCUGAACGGAGUCAUCGAUGCUGCAGUCAAUGGUGGAGUGUCCAGGUACCAAGAGGCUUUCUUUGUCAAAGAAUAUAUCUUAAGUCACCCUGAAGAUGGGGAGAAAAUUGCACGAUUAAGAGAGCUGAUGCUUGAGCAGGCACAGAUUCUGGAAUUUGGCCUGGCUGUGCAUGAGAAGUUUGUGCCUCAGGAUAUGAGACCCCUUCACAAAAAGCUGGUGGACCAGUUCUUUGUGAUGAAGUCGAGCUUAGGGAUCCAGGAGUUCACUGCUUGCAUUCAGGCCAGCCCUGUGCAUUUCCCUAAUGGAAGCCCUCGUGUGUGCAGAAACUCCGCCCCUGCUUCCAUGAGCCCAGAUGGCACCAGGGUAAUUCCGAGGCGCAGCCCGUUAAGUUACCCAGCUGUCAACCGGUAUUCUUCCUCCUCACUGUCCUCACAAGCCUCUGCUGAAGUAAGCAAUAUUACAGGGCAAUCAGAAAGCUCUGAUGAAGUCUUUAACAUGCAGCCAAGUCCAUCUACCUCAAGCUUGAGUUCUACUCACUCUGCUUCACCUAAUGUGACAAGUUCUGCUCCAUCGAGUGCCAGAGCUUCCCCCUUGUUGUCUGACAAACACAAACAUUCCAGAGAAAACUCUUGCCUGUCCCCAAGAGAGAGACCAUGCAGUGCCAUUUAUCCAACACCUGUGGAGCCUUCUCAGAGGAUGCUGUUCAAUCACAUUGGAGAUGGGGGCUUACCACGCAGUGAUCCCAAUCUCUCUGCCCCCGAGAAAGCUGUGAAUCCCACUCCUAGCAGCUGGAGCCUGGACAGUGGGAAGGAAGCCAAGAACAUGUCGGAUAGUGGGAAACUUAUCUCUCCCCCUGUCCCUCCGAGACCCACACAGACUGCUUCACCAGCAAGACACACAACGACGUCAGUAUCCCCCUCACCUGCAGGACGAUCUCCAUUAAAGCAGCAGGGCUCCGUGCAGUCGUUCACCCCCUCGCCAGUGGAGUAUCACUCCCCGGUCCUGUCGGGCAGCUACAGCAGCGGGAUCUCUUCGCUCAGCCGGUGCAGCACGUCGGAAACCUCAGGCUUCGAGAAUCAGGUGAACGAACAGUCGGCCCCACCGCCUACGCCAGCACCAGCACCUGCACCUGCGCCCGGGUCGGGGCCGGCGCCCGUGCCGAGCUACGGCGGCGGGCCGGAGGAGCCGGUGCGCAAGGAGAGCAAGACGCCGCCGCCGUACAGCGUGUACGAGCGGACUCUGCGGCGCCCGGUGCCGCUGCCGCACAGCCUGUCCAUCCCCGCCGCCGCCGAGCCGCCCGCCUUGCCGCCCAAGCCGCUGGCGUCGCGGCCCAGCCACCUGGAGAAUGGCACCCGGAGGACGGAGGCCGGCCCGCGGCCCAGGCCCCUGCCCAGGAAGGUCUCGCAGUUAUAAGUCCUGCGUUAACGGAGAGAGGGGUGGCGAGAAGACGUUUAGUGUAGGCACUUUAAUCACUUAACUCGGCUCUUUCCUUUAAAGGAAUGGGAUUUCGAAAAACCUGCUUAUUAACGUAGUGUUGCACAAUAUUAAAAAUUGCUGAUCUGAGACGCCAGAGGUUCCAUGAAGUGUGGCCGAAUUGCAUUGAAAUGGUCUCAUUGGACUGUGGUAAAUAGCGAAAAAGACUCCUUUUGUACCUUUUUACGUUCGCCGUUUUUACGUCGCUCGAUCUUCAGUCCAAUCCGAUAUUGUCAACCACUGCGAUGCGUGAUAAUGUUGUAUACUUUUCACUGAAUACUUGAUACUCCCAGAAAGCUUAUGAAGUCAGUGCGCAUGCUAACACGAUGGGCCUGACUUUUGGAGACGCUGGUAAAUCAGGUGAGGAAUUCGCAUCCUGGAAAUUAAAGCGUAAGGCACUUAAGGGGUUGCAAGGAAUGGGACUGAAGCAAAGUCCCAGUUUGUUCUUGAAGCAAAACCCUUCCUUAAGGUUGCUGUUGACCUUUGACAGCCUACAUUCUUAAAACUCCACUUUGUGAGUUGGUUGCUAAAUCCUGGAGAACGCUGACACCAUGGUAUCUCCUGCAUUUCUUUUCAAGGUGCAGUUUGCUUUCAGAGUUCCAAUCAGCUAAAUUAAGCAAAAGACCCCAGGAGAAAUGUUUACUUGAAUUUUGUGCUUCCUUACUUGAUGGUUUCCUAUGUAAAAUAUGUCACUGAAGAACAAACGUUCAAGUAUUUCAAUAGGCACAAAUGACUGUGUCCCGUUAACAAGAAUUCAGGAAUCGAUACAGGACAGUAUUAGAUCAAUAGCGUAGAUGAAGGAAAAAACCUUGGCGAAAAUAUAUUCAGCAUGACUAAAUGGCAAAAGGACUUUGAAAAAGCAAGGGCAUUAGCUUUCAGUCCUGCACAAAAAUUAGGAAUUCCUCACAGCUCUCCGUCCUUCCUCCCUGGGGAGCCUGUCUUCUCAGCUGAUUCUGUGUCCCUUUGUCCAAGGGGGUGGCUGUAGACCACAGUAGCUUGAAUGUUGCGACGUAGCGUCUUAGCUCUAGAUAGGGAUGCCAGAGCCGCCACUGUAGGAGUGUGGGAAAGCACCUUGUCUGUAGUAAUGUAUUUUGUAUCUUUAUUUUUUUCUUUCACUGACUGUUUAUAAUAUAACACUCAAUUGACAAUAGAUAUGAACUGUAUUUUAAAUCAUACUGUUAAAUAUUUUCCCUCUUUUGUUGGGAAGCUCAUUUCAGUUUAACUGUGUUUGUUUUGUGGAUAGCUUACCUGGAAGGCAGUGACCACUUUUUUAUACUCUCUUAAUGAAACCAUUCAGCAGGUAUAUGCUGUUGAGGCUGGUUAUAGAGGUUUUCUAUAAUAAAUGUUCAAGUAUUUUUGUACAUAACUGGUUAAUUUUAAUAAGAGAUACCAUUAUGUGUAAAAAAAAGUAAAAAUAAAAGCAAACAGUUGUGGAUGCAGUAUGAUUGUUAUAAUUAUGCCAAAUACUUUAUGUAUGGGAAAAAGAAUAUUUGUACAUAUGUGCUUUUAACAAUAAUUCUGCCAUAUUGACUUUACAAUUUUGAAUGUCAGAAAAAAUUAAUAUAUGUUAAAAUAUUUAUGUUUAGUGAAAGUAUUCAUAAUUGAGAAAAGGAACAUAUGAAUUUUAGCUUUGUAUCUUGCAAGUUUUACAAUUGGAAUUUCUUGAAAUAGGCUUUGCUUUUGAUGAUAACACUUUGUGUUUGUAAUUACAUCCUUAAAAAUAUAUAUAUAUAAAUGUAUAGAAAACUCCAUAUUUCUGUUGCUUUAAAGUAAAACCUUCCAUUUAAAUAAGAUGACAUGCAUAAGAUAACAAAGCUUCUUUGAUUUCCUUUUCCUGUGUAAUUUAAUAGAUCCCCUGACUAGUGCUUGGGCACAGUAUCAAUCAGUGUUAUUUGCUCCUGGAGCCUUUUUUUUUUUAAGUUUUUGGCAGUGAACAGUUGACUCAUGUGCGUGUAAUUCUGAAUCAGCUAUAUAGCAGAUUUCAAGAGAUUCUGUUAGCACAGAUGUUCAUGUUGGUUGCUGCUGAAUGGUAAAUAUUAAAUAAAAUUACCAGAUUAAUCUUAA
This is a messenger RNA of Oryctolagus cuniculus (rabbit), 8783 nucleotides long. The record is from RefSeq and is a predicted model, not a curated record. NCBI's taxonomy places the organism in Eukaryota, Metazoa, Chordata, Mammalia, Lagomorpha, Leporidae.